AAUUUAGUGCUUUUUUGAAAUAACCUAGAAAAUUUUCACUAGGAAGGACCUUCAUCGACUUUUGACAUUUUAGAGGAAGGGCCUGUCAAAUAUAUCGUAAACAAUUUCUACGUUUUUUGCAAUUUUUGCUUCGUCAAUAUGCGGUUGUUUGGUCGGCGAUCCAGUACCGACCAAACAAGAAGACCUAUUACUAAACUUCAAUAUGAAGUACACAACUGGACGAAAAUGUCUGACGAAGAAGUGAUUGCUGUAUUAAAAGAAGAUUAUCAAUGUCUUCCAACAAAAAAAUGGAAGAAAUCAAUUCCAAAGGAAGUGAAGAAUCUCACUCCUCUAACAUCGGGAAAUCAGAAUGUUCUCAUUCCCGUUGUCGCUGGAUUAUCCGGUCUUGCUUUUGGUUACGAUAUGGGAAUCGGAAAACCCUUAACAACAUUCAUGAAACAUGAUUUCACUCUAAAUUGCCAUCAGGAGAAUACAAUUCUCAUUGUGUGGUUUGUCGGCGCACUUUUUGGUGGUUUAUUCGGAGGCUUUUCGAUCGACACGUUCGGCAGAAGAUUCACAAUGAUAUUGUCGCUGAUAUUAUUAGCGUUUGGUUCAAUAUUAUCGUCGUUGGCGAAUCAUUAUAUAUUAUUUUUAGUCGCGAGAAUUGUUUGCGGUUUCUCGGGGACAAUUUCCGCCAUGUCACAUUGCAUUUACAUGGCCGAAGUUUCUGAUAAACGAAAACGAGGUUCGAAUAUAACUUUACAUCAAAUUGGCACUGCUACGGGACUUUUGGUCGCUAUUAUUAUUGCCGCCAGCAAAGGCACUGAAUGUCAAUGGCGAUUUAUAAUUGGUCUCACCUCCGUUCCAGCAUUAAUUGCCUGCAUUAUUAUUAUCAUUUUUCUACACAGAUCGCCAUCGUUUCUUUUAUUGAAGAAAUUAUCGAAUAUGCCGAAGCACGUGAAUCAAUUGUCAGCGUCAAUUACAGCUUGGUGUUAUAUUCUGAAAAUGUUUAUCAUCAUGACAGUGAUGUUGAUAUUGAGGCAGGGUACGGGACGACAUCAAGUACUCGCCUAUGCUCCCAGACUCUUCUCACUUCUUGGAAUGUGUCCCGACGAUGCGGAUGUGGCGGCUUCGAUAGCUCUGGGAAUUAUAAAAGUCUUCAGUACUUCAUUGGCUUUGGCUGUUGUUGAACGCUGUGGACGUCGUACGGCUUUAAUAACAUCGGCAACAAUUUGCAUGACUACAAUUUCCCUAUUGUCAUUAUUGGCCACAAUGGAUAGGAGUGACGAUUCUUUGAAUCUUGUUCGUGAGCCGUGCAAGAAUAUUCCAAAUGUCACUGAAACCAUUAAUCAAAAUGCGAAUAUACCGAUUGGAUUUCCGCCUCCCUAUCCUCUAUUGCCAACGCCUCUUGCGAUUAUUGCUCCGAAUCCGAAACCUUGGACACAAAUAAAAACCACUUGCGAGCCUCAAUCAACAUCGGAAGGCUUAACAGGCGGUCUUCAAAUUCUCGCCGUGAUCACAUUAUUUGUUUAUGAAUCGGCGUACGCUUUGGGAAUUGGGCCAGUUCCGCUUUUAAUUCUUUGUGAAGUGUUUCCUGCAACGAUUAGAGGAAGAUCGAUCGGCUUUUUUGUGAUUGUCCUCUGGAUUUCGCACGUGUUUGUCUCCGAAUCGAUUUUCAAAGUGACCAAAAUGCUGACUCUGGCUGGUGCAUUUUUACUUUACAGUUUUGUCUGUCUAAUAACGAUAUUUUACGUAUUUCUAUUUAUUCCGGAGACAAAGAGAAAAUCACUGAAUCAAAUUGCUCACGAAUUAUAUAGAGUUUCAUUGAAAUCGAGAAUCUGCGAGAAUUUAAGAAGUCUACCGCUUGUCUGUCAUAUCGAGUGGAUUAUGAAAUACGGCGAUAAUUCGAAUAAUGAACAAAGUACGCCCAUCUAAACCAAAAGAAAAAUAAUGCAAAAAUAAAAAAAGAUAUUUGCAAGAAGACAGAAGAAGAAGAAGAAGAAGAAGAAGAAGCAGAAAACGCGGAAAAAUAACGUUAAAAACGUAAAAUAAAAGGAAAAAAAGUAUUAUCGCCAUUACAUUAAAACAAAAAAAAUCAUCUCUCAUCAAAAAUUUACGUGCGAUUACAAGUUUUACACAUUAAUUAGAAUUAUAAACACGUAGAGAUUUUUUACUUUACUCCUAAAACAAGAAAAAGAAGAAGUAACUCUACAUGAUGGACUGAAUAAUUCUUUUCUUCAGUUUUUCACUGAAAAAAUUUUUAUUUCGAUGAAAAAAUUCGAAUUUUUGUCCUUCUUUUAUUGGAAUUCAUGAAAAUUUCCAAAGACUUUUUGAAAUUGAAAUAUUUUUCUAUAGUGCUUUUAAAGAGAAUAUUCUUUCUUUUACUCUUUUCUUUAAUAUUACUUUAAUAUUUUUUAUAACUAUUCGUGAAAAAAGUAUUGACUCUAGUUGUUAAUAAGUUUAUUUUUUUAAAUUUAUUUUUUAUCCCGUUAUAAUAUUUAUAUUUAUAACCAUAUAAAACCUGUG
Molecule: messenger RNA, 2505 nt
Organism: Leptopilina heterotoma
Lineage: Eukaryota; Metazoa; Arthropoda; Insecta; Hymenoptera; Figitidae
Product: solute carrier family 2, facilitated glucose transporter member 10-like
Exons: 6
Coding region: 139-1914 (591 amino acids)
Biological process (GO): transmembrane transport
Cellular component (GO): membrane
Molecular function (GO): transmembrane transporter activity
Source: RefSeq, a predicted model, not a curated record